Messenger RNA from Microcebus murinus (gray mouse lemur), 9282 nucleotides. Lineage: Eukaryota; Metazoa; Chordata; Mammalia; Primates; Cheirogaleidae. The record is from RefSeq and is a predicted model, not a curated record.
GCGACUCAUGGGCUCAGUGUGGGCUGCGACUCAUGGGCUCAGUGUGGGCUCUGCUCCUAACUGCCUGUAGUCCCCCACUCUGUUUUCUCUAGUUCUAGGUUUUUAGAAAGGUGAUUUUGUUGUUUGUUUAAUAGUCUUUAUAUUUAGAGUGUUGUAGGUUUGCAGAAUAACUGAGCAGUGAGCAGCGUUCCCGUCUACUCCUUGCCCCUGCACGUUCCCUGCCCCUGCCCGAGCUAGCAUGGCACAUCUGUCCCCGUAGAUGGGCCUGCAUCGGCACGUCAUUAUCACAAAGGCCAUGGCUACGUGGCGGCUCACGCUUGCUGCUGUGCAUCGCGGGUCUGGACAGCCACACAGACAAGUGCACACCAUGGCAGCGCCAUGUCCCAGCCUUCUCAGCCAGUGGGAGGGCGGGGAGCUCCACCUGGACUUGCUGGUCUCAAGUGUCCCUGAGUCUCUCUGAAGUUUCCCCAACCACACUAGGCCUGGGGGCAGGAAAGGGGCUCAGCAAGCGCUGGCCUGGGUUGGUCUUGCUGGGAGAUGGCGCUAAUGUGCUCGACUCUUUCAGGGCGCUGUGUAAGACGGAGUGUGAGGGCACUACCAAGUGUGAGAGCCUGGCAGCAGGUGCUCAGUGUGGUCCGAGAAGCUGGGGUGUCCUUGGAAAUGCUGUGCCUCACCAGAACAUUCUGUCUGUUUCAUGUACGCCCGCUCGGGAGCUUCUCAGGGGCAGCUGAUAUGUGAACGCACACACAUGAGAGCAAACGUUUGGAGACGUUUGUCCCAAGUCUCAGCACUGUGAGGUGUGCAUCUGGGUGACUGUAACCUCAUCCCUCUUGCCAUCAUUAGACUCAUUCGGUGCCGCCCUCCUUGACCCUCGCUAGCCUCCAGGCAAGGUGUGGCUUCCACACCUGGCUCGUGCCGUCCUCACGACAGCACGGACAGGUAGGUUUAUCCUCCCCAUUUUACAGAAGGGCACGGAGAGGUUAGGAACUUGCCUGUGACAUGCAGCAUGCAGGCUGGGAUCUUGAGCAGAGCUCCAGGCCUGUUCUUGGGUUGGGGAGCAGAAGAGGAGUCGGGGCGGCUUGCUGCUGGCGCUGCACCCUGUCCCUGGCGGCUCCUCCUCCUCUGCUCCGUGAACCUCGCCUUCCUGGUGGGCCUCCCCCAGGCCCGCUUCCCUCCCUGUGCUUGGUGUCUCUCCAUGGCACUUGCCUCUGAGGGACCCUACCGUUUGCCCUUUUGGUUUCUGUUUCUGGUCCAUUUUCUGUCUGCCCACCGCACCUUAGGUGGUGGGGGUCUCCCAAGGGCUGGGGUUUCUGUCUGGCACAGAGCUCAGCGACCUUUGUGGAUUGAAAUGUCCCAAAGGCUGCUUGGAUGGUGAGGUCAGCUCUGUGGAGAACAGAGCCCUGGGAACACAGGAGAGCAUGGCUCUGCCCAACACCGACUGCCCAGGUGCAAACCCUUGGACACUCCCUGCCUGGUGGCCGUAGAAAAAUUGCUUGGCUCGCCUCUGCUUUGCCCAUCUGUCAAAUGGGGACAGUGAUGGGACCAGUGUCAUGGGUUAGAACAGUAGGUGCCACAUGGUGAACACCUGACUUUAUGAAAUCAUUAUAAUUAUGUCAUUAUACAUACAUAAUAUGUAGUUAUAUGUGAUGUAAUUAUAUACCAUGUGUCACAGAUUUUUUUAUUGUGGUGAGAAAUACAUAACAUAAAAUGUACCAUUUUAGCCAUUGUAAGUGCCCACUCAGUAGAGUAGAUUCGCACGUGCUGUAUGGGACAGUAAUGCACAGGCUACAGUGCCAUGUUCGUCAUGUUCACACUGUCCUGCAGCCAUCCCCACCGUCCAGAACUUUUUCAUCAUCCCAAACAGAAACUCUGCACCAAUUAAACAAACAUUUUAUUGUAUUAAAUUAUUAGAUUAAAUGGUCCCCUAUUAUGAUUUCUUCCCUGAGGCCACUUGACCUAAAGAUCCACUGUUUCAGAGUUUCUCAUUCUAAGCACCAUUGACAUUUGGACCAGAUAGUUCUUUGUUGUGGGGGCUGCCCUGUGCACGGGAGGCUGUUCAGCAGCAUCGAAAUGCCAUGACAUGCCAGUAGCAUGUCCCCUUUACACUUGUGACAAUAAAAAAAUGUCUCCAGACACAGCCUAUUGCCCCCUGGGUUUGCUUGGAAAUUGCCUCUGAUUGGGAACCUCUGGCUUAGGGUCUGAAGCUGGUUGGAAAACCAGGCACCCCAUUUGGGGGGAGCAAAUCUAUCACUAAAACACUGUAAAGCCUUUUUAGUCACCAAGAGGGAGCCCCUUCUUAUUGCUUAGGUGCUCGUGCUGUCUGCCUCUUCGUAUAGGACUUUCUCCUCUGUUCGUUGAAGCGUUUGGUCUUGAGCAAACUGCAAAGUGAAACUGGGUCCAUGCAGCCGUUUGAGUUUAGGCACAAAUUCUACCUUUCACUUGCAGGCGCAGCACCCAGGUACGGGCGACCCAGCCCAUCCUCGGCUACAUGCCGGUGCUCCAGGUCGGAGAGGCCCCUCUGGACAGCCUGGGGAUCAGGGACAUGCUCCCAUCUCACAAGGCAGAGCUGUCCGCAGGGUCCCCCAGGCUGUAGCACCGAAGCCCAGUGUCCUCUGGGGGAGGGAAGCAGUGACCUCCCCCUGCCCCAGCCUAGAGGUGUGGGGAUGGCAGACACCUGCGAGCUCUGGUGCAGCCCAGCCAGUUUGGGAAGAAGAGGACCUCUCCUGGUUCCUUCUCCGUACCAGUGAAUUUUGAAUCACGUACGAACAAAGAACCCAAUAUGGACUUGCAGUUACACAGGACAAUGUUCUUCUUCGGAGAGCAACUUAAUAAGAACUCCAAGUGAAGAGCCCAAAAUUCAGAAGAUUAAAAAAAUCAAGAUGAGAUGAACAAGGAGAUUGGAGACCUAAGGAAAACAUUGAGGAUCAAAGCCGUAUUGUCAAGGAGCUACUAAACGAAUUAGGAACAGUGAGGAAUAGAAUAUGUACUGCGGAAAUGGACAAAAAGAAGGUCAAAAAGGAAAGACUCACCCACUGUGGGUGCGGCUGAAAGCGGAGCGGGUUGGUAAAAGCAAGGGAAGGACGCCCAGUGGCUCAGAGGAGGACACAGCGGCCGCGUGAGCACAAGCAGUGUUGCUGAAGGCGGGCGCUGACAGUCACACAGAAGAUGCAUCCAGCGACAUCAGGACAGACGAAAGGAGAACGGAAUCAGCCGUCGAACAGCUCACUCAUUCUGGACGCGUUUGCUCAAAAUCCUCAAUGCCAAGACACCUCCAGGCAUCGAGGCACCAAGAGCACUUGGUCUGCACGGCAGGUGUCGUUCCUGCUGCCAUCACAGUACAACUUAAGGCCUGACUGGACUGGUGGUCAAGGGGCUGAGCCCCACGGCUGGGCCACUGCAUGGCCUUGCCAAGGAGCUGUCUGACAAGAUCCAGAUCCAGGUAUUUGACAAGCUGCUACUGCUCAACCCCGGAAUAGAAGCAGAACAAAUCUUAAUGGCACCCAACUCAUUUAUGAAGCUCCAGACAAACAGGGAUGGUGCGGCCUCUCUGAGCUACCGUGUCCUGGAUGGGCCCGAGCAGGUUCCUGUCGUGCACAUUGAUGAGAAGGGCUUCCUGGUGUCAGGGUCUGUGAUGGGGACGCCCACAAUUGAAGUGACUGCACAAGAGCCUUUUGGGACCAACCAAACCAUCAUUGUUGGCGUAAAGGUGAGUGCUCCCCAGCCCAGAGGGAAGUCAUCAAGACCUUGCACCCAGAGUCCCUUCUGAGCUGCCAGCUGCAGUUCCAGCAGGCCGUCUCCGAUUUCCCAGCACGUGAUGUUCUCACCGUGGAGCCAGGCUUCGAUGCUGCUCUGGAAUGGAGAGCAAGAAGACCCUGAGCUGCCCGGAUCUUGACAACAGGGAGUGGAGGUUGGCCAGAAAGCAGAAGCCACUGGAGAGCAAUGGCCAAGAGGCAGACCUAACUGGGUGCGGCCGUGUUGCUUGCUCUCUGCGCUUCACCAUUGGCCGCCACCACCACCUUGUUUGCCUGUUCGCGGCGGAUCCUUUGGGCUGGCAGGAAGGGGUGAAGUUGCGACGUCUCUUGGGCUUCCACUUUUGCCCCUUGGACCACAGCAAAUCGUACGAGGCAGGAGUCCAAGAGUCUCCAUUUCACGGGACCGGGAGACUGAGUCUGGCGGACCUCAACUUGCUUAAGGUCACACAGCCAUCGAGGGACAGCUGCAUUCUGCUUGCGGGGACAGAGAAGCAGAUGCACAAAUGGACAUGCACGGUGGAGCACGACACUCUCGUGCCCAUGUCGGCCUCCAUAGAGCUCAUCCUGGUGGAGGACGUGAGGCUGAGUCCAGAAGAGGUGACCACCUACAACCACCCUGGCAUCCAGGCGGAGCUGCCCAUCAGAGAAGGCACGAGACACUUCCUCAACACAGCACUGCAGACGUCGUCACGGUGGCCUCCCUGGAGGCCAGGGGAGUCGCCCUGGUGGGUUGGCUUUAGUUUCUCACCCAGGCCACUGUGUGGUGAGUGGAUUGACUAUUGGAAAAGCUGGCACUUAGUCACACCAGCUAUAACCAGCAGGGUCUUCAGAAUCUCCGCUUCAUUCAGCAACUUUGGUCAUCGCCGUGCCGCCUCUAUCAAAAUACUGAACAUUUUCAACACCCGGGAAGUUCCUACCGCGCUUCCUCCUAGCCACAGCCCCCAGAGGCCCACAAGGAAGGAUGGUGCUGAUUUCCACCCUCAUGGAUUAGCUGUGCCUGCUCCUAACCUCUGUGUAAGUGGAACAACACAACAUGUACCUUCUUGUAUCUUUUCUGUGUGCCAGUCACCCAUGUUGUUACAUGCACUGUAGUUUGGUCUAUUUCAUUGCUGUGCAGUGCUCCAUUUUUCCCAACGUUACUAUCGAUGUUUCCAUUCCUUUGCUUUGGUGGUUACAAAGUGUCUUUUUGUCCGCAUGCACGCUUUUUUAAACAAACAGACUUUAUUUCUUUAGAGCAUUUGCAGGUUCACAGCAAAACUGAGCUGUGUGUGAAAGUGCAGAGCUCCGUGUCCCGCCUCCCCCCACAAACACACAGCCUCCUCCGCUGUGCACACCCCCACCAGAGGGCACAUUGUUACACUCGGUGAACCUGCACUGACGCCUCAUGUCAGACACACUGACCGCGUUAGCAUCAGGGAAUGCUCUGUCAUAAAUCCCCGAUGACUGUUCUUGCUCUGAACUCUGCUGUGAUCCUGCUUUCUUUCAUUAGUGUUAGCAUGAUGUGUGUCUUUAUCCAUCCGUUUACUUUUCAUAUGAUGUGUCUUUGCAUUUUAAGUGGGGUCCUGGUACACAACCUACAAUCAGGUCUUGUUAUGUGAUGCACUCUGACCGUCUUUGUCCUAUAUUUUGACCAUUGACAUUUAAAGUAGUUACUGAUAGAGUUGGAUUACUAUGUACUACCUUUGUUACCGUUUUCUAUUCCUUGCCCUGACUUCUCUUCCUUUUCUGCCUUUUGAAGUUUUAAUAAUCAUUCUUCUAUGAUUCUACUUUUUCUCUUUCUUCUGUGAGGGGAUUAAGACCACUAGGACUUAGGGAUGCUAUGUCUGCGGCUGUGAAAGGAGAGGAGGUGAAGGGAUUGCCUGAGCAGACGCCUGCAAUAAGGGCAGAUGUUAAGUGCCUGGGUGGGGGACAGAUAGCAGCGAUCUGGGAGUACAGCAAAGCAUGCUGCAAACUCAGAGCCUGAGGGGUCUCAUGCCUCAAAAGCCACGGAGCGGGCUGACAUGGAAACUUCUCGUGGCUGCAGAAGUAGAUUGUGGUAUGUCCGCCCGGGAGAAGGGGCCUACGGCCUUCAUUUUUAGAACACUUGGCCAAGGUCCUUCUCUCCCUUUCUCCCAACAAUGCCUCAGGUGAUGUAAAACUAGUCUCCCUGUGGAAAGCAUGUAGUUUCUUUGUUCCUUGAUCAAAUGGGUCACAGCUACUGAAGCUCGAUAUUGAUAUCCAUAUUCAUAGCUUGAGCUUGGGAUGAAAUCAGUUUACCUUGAUCAUCGUGGCUGUUCCUACUGAAGAAUUAUGCGUUUUUCACUUCUAGAAAGGAGAAGGAAAUUGGCUAGGACACCUUGUGAUUUGGUGGGUACCCGAGACCUUUGAUCCUUGUAUCCCGUCAUUUUUUCGCAUGAGAUCAUUGUAUUUUGCAAUAUGGCAAAGAGAAUAAAAAGCAAGUGCUGUGUUUCGGUCACCGCCACGUUGGCAGCGCAGUGCUGGGGUCCCCUGAUUUCCCUGCUUUCUUAAAUAUUCUUUCUGUGUCUGUGUCUUUGUAUCUUUCAUCUCUUGCAACACAUUCUGCCAGAAUCUUUAUCGGGAUGUCGCAAACUCCCAAUAGUUCUGAUUUAAACUUUUUUAAUGGUGACUCCAUAGAUUGUAACUAAUUUGAGUCAACUUUCAAAUAACCCUGUACCCCUUCAUGAGUGGUACAAUUACUGUAUAAUAAUAAAAAAAAAUCCCUAUUUCUUUCUUCCUGCCUUUGUAUCAGAGCUGUCAAUCGUUUCAUAUACACAUAAGCAUACACACAUACACGCACAUCUAUUUACAGUGAAUGUGUGUUGCUACUAAUAUUUUCAAUAAACUUAUCCAUUAGAUCAAUUGAAAAUAAGUAAAAUAAAAGUUUGUAUUUUUCCUUUACUUAUUCCUUCUUCAAUGCUCUGCUUUUCUUUAUAGAGAUCUCAGUCUCUGCCAUGUAUCAUCUUCCUUCUCUCUGAAGAAUUUCCGUUAACAUUUCUUACAAGCCAGGUCUACUGACAGCAAGCUCUAUGAAUUUUUGUCUGAGAACGUGUUUAUUUCUUCUUCAUUUUUUAGGCGUGAUUGAGCAGAGACUCGAGUUCUAGGUUGGUGGCUAUUUUCUCUCAACACAUCCAAUAUUUCACUCCACCCUCUUCUUCCUUGUGUGGUUUCUGAGGAGAAUCUGACAUAAUUUUUAUCCUUGUUCCUCCGUUAAUAAGGAAUGCCCCCUACCCUGGCUUCUUUCAAGAUUUUGCUCUCUAUCUUUGCUUUUCUGCAUUUUCGAUAUGAAAUGCAUGCGGGUAUGUAGCUGAUGGGUUUUUUUUGCUUUUUGUUUUCUUAUUCUUAACAAUUAUCCUGCGUGGUGUUCUUUGAGCUUCCUGGGUCUCUGGUUGGUGUCUCACAUUAAUUUUCAAAAUUCUCAGUCGUUCUUGCUUCUAGUGUUUCCUCUGUUGCUUUCUGUCUUUCUUCUCUUUCUUGCAUUCCCAUUGUAUGUAUGUCACACUUUUCGUUGAAGACCCGUAGUUCUUGGAUAUUCUGUCCUAUAUUUUCAGUCCUUCCUCUUCCUUCUCAGGGUUGGAAGUUUCUGCUGGCGAAUCCUCAAGCCCAGAGAUUCUUCCUCAUCUGUGUCCAGUCUAGGAAUGAGCCCGUCAAAGGCACCCUUCAUUUCUGUUACUCUGUUUCUGAUCUCUAGCAUUUCUUCCUUAUUCUUUCUUAGAAGUUCCAUCGUUCUCACAUUACACAUCUGUUCCUGCAUGCUGUGGGCUUUUCCCAUUGGACCCCUUAGCAUAUUUAUCAUAGUUGCUUUAAAUUUCCAGUCUGAUAAUUCCAACAUUCCUGCCUUAUCUGAAUCUGGAUCUGAUACUUGAUCUCUUUUGAAACUGUGAUUUUUUAAUUUUAUUUAAUUUUUGCCUUUUAGUCUAACUUAUAACUUGUUCAAAGCCAGACAUGAUGUCCUGGGUAAAAGGACUCCAGUAAAUGGGCCUCUAGUGGUGUGACCAUGUGGUGUUGGGUGGAGGAGGCAUUCUUUAGUCCCACAGUAGGUCUCAGUCUCUUGGGGAGCCUGUGCCCUGAGCUGUGACCUUCCCUUGUGCUUCUCAGUCUCCUCGCCCAGCCCGUUAGGUGGAACUGGAUAAAAAGAGUGGCUGGAGUUGGGAAAUCCUCUUCCCCUACGACACUCAGGCUCUGAUAAAGCCCAGGGGUCAGUCCCUGGAUAAAUAGGCUCUCAUGAGGGGCCUUGUUAAGAAGAACAGAUGCUCUGGCUUAUUUCCCAGCCCCCUGUGGGAGGCGCCAGGGGAAUCUUUCUCCAAUAGUCCCUAUAAGAACCUGGUAGGAUUCCUAGAGGUAAAACUCAUGAAAGUGUGGGGCUACUAGACUGAGCCUCCUUGGAGUGUUGAACUCUCAGACUCGUCCACACGGAGCCUCCAGCAGUGUGUCAGCUGCAGGUUAGGGUUUCCUGAGCUGGUCCUGGUUCCUGGGGAGGUUUCUGCUCUCUGGUCGGUUCUGGUAAGCUGUGAUCUCUGCAUUUGCCUGUCUGUCUGUCUCUAGUCUGGGGGCAACACUUUGCCCUGUCACCUCACUUCUCUGCCAGAUCUAGGAAGAGUCACUGGUUCUUGAUAGUUCGGCUUUGGCUUAUCGUUAGGACAGAGUGAUGCCUCCCAAGCUCCUUGGACUGCAAACUGGAAUGUGCACUUCCUUUCUUACCUGGGCUUGAGACUGUGGGAUCAUGAGGUAUAUGCAUAUUAUGAUAAUACUGCCAAGGAAUUUCCCAAAGUACUUGCACCAAUUGACAUCAGUAGUGUGUAAGAGUUCCAGGUACUCCGCAACCUCACUUGCUCUCGGAACUGCUGACUUUUAAUGUUUGCCAUUCUGUUGUGUGUGUGGUGAUAGCUCAUCGUGUGUCUCCCUAACGAUGUUGAGCACAUUUUCAUUCCGUGCUGUCUUUAACUUCUCUUUAAGUCUCUUCACUUUGAAUUUAUUUACCUGAGAGUCUUCUUGCUUUCUGAGGUUAGCUCUGGUGGUAUGUAGCGUACAUUUCCCCUUAACCUUGUGCCUGCUACCAUUUGUCUGCUCUGCCCAGUGAAUCCUGCCCCGGGCUCAUGGUGACUUCAGCACCAUCUCAAGUUGGGGCUCUGCCAUGCUUUAGUAAGUCAAGGCACAAUCAGAAUAUUUAAAUUUUUGAUUCUGCGGAUCUUUAUUGAACAGAAAAUACUAGAGAUAGUAUCUGACUGCUCUGUGUCAUGGCUAUAAGUUUCUUCUAAAGGCCUAUUAGAAUUUGCACUUCACAAAUACCCUAAACCAGAAUGUCACUAUGGAGUGACUGUCAUCAGCACCUGACAGGGAGGGCUGCUUAUUGUGAAGCCACAGCCUUGAUUAAGGCCUUUAGAUGAUUGAAGUUGUCAUGUACCUUUGUGGUAAUAAAAACAUAUGUCUUAACUCCAGCAGAAACACUCAUCUCUACACAAAGUCAUGGAAACGAAACAACCUGCUGAAGGAUUAUUCUAUCAAGGAGGAAAUUAAGAUGGAAAUCAAAACA